UCAUGGAGGACGUUCGCGGCGCUCAGGAACAAGAUAAUGCGACGCAGCACGUGCAAGUAGAUGGGGCAGUCGGCAAUCCUAAAGAAAUCCGCGCCGCAAUAUACCUCGAUGAUAAUAGUUCGGAAGAACCCGAGCUGCAAAUGGAGCCCGUACUUCACGUAGAGACCCCCUGUGCGGCGGAAAAUGUGUCAAAAUCAUAUUUCAGUACCAGCCCUCCGCAGUAUGAAGCCAAGUCGACGCUUCUUCGUGCUGAUGAUGACAGUGAACAGCCGGACCUUCUGCCGACCAGCGGGACCCGCGUUUCCAUGCGAGGUGCGCAGACAGCCAUUCGAGACCCAGGACGCCAGCACAGCAGUGAUGAUACGUCGCACGAAGCACCCCACGAUAAAGGCGAGGAUGAAAGUGAUGCGGUUGAGGAAGAACGAAGAAAUGCUGGACGCGACCAACAUAACGAUUCGACGGGAGAGGAAGAAUACGACGACGAUGAGGAGGAUGAUGACGACCCUGAAACAGACGACGGGGAAGAAGAUGAUGAUGAAGAAGAAGAAGAGGAAGAAGUGGAUUCCGCCGCUGAUAACGAUGACGAUGAUGAAAAUGACAACAUCAAUGACGAUGACGAGGAAGAAGAGCCCAGACUCAAAUAUCAGCGACUGGCAAGCACCUUAAAUGAAACCCUCAAGAAGGAUGCGGUUAGCGCAAUGGCGGUGUCCGAUCGCUUUCUGGCGUUGGGUACACAUUGGGGAAUAGUACAUAUAUUGGAUCUCAUUGGCACCGAUGUAAAACGCUUCAACUGUCAUUCGGCCUCUGUGAACGCACUGAGUAUCGACUCGAAUGGAGAGUUUGUAGCUAGCGCGUCGGACGAUGGGAAAGUGGUAAUCAGCAGCUUAUAUACCACGGAAAUUCAGUCGUUCAACUACAAGCGCCCAGUAAAGGCCCUAUGCCUAGAACCGGACUACAGUCGGAAGUCAACCCGGCAAUUUGUAUCGGGUGGCAUGGCGGAAUACCUCUUGAUGAGUGGCAAAGGGUGGUUCGGAAAUAAGGAUGUCGUUAUUAGCUCAGGCGAAGGACCCAUAUAUGCUGUGCAAUGGCGUGCAGAUUUCAUUGCUUGGGCAAACGAGGCCGGUGUGAAAAUCUACGAUGUCAGUAGCCAGCAAAAGUUCGCAUACGUGGAUCGCCCGCCAGAUAGCCCAAGGGCGGAUCUAUUCCGUUGUAAUUUGGUCUGGAAAUCAGAAAUAGAGCUGCUAAUUGGCUGGGCGGAUAGCGUCAAACUUUGUGUUAUUAAGGAGCGGUCCAAGAUGGACAUCGCGUCGGGCCUACCGUCACGCUUUGUGGAAAUUGUCUGCCAGUUUCGCACAGAUUUCAUCAUAUCUGGCAUUGCACCGCUGGAGGAAGAGAUAGUACUGCUUUCAUAUAUGACAGAUUUGCCCGAAUCAAGGAACGUGGAUGUCAUCCAGCAAGGUCCUGUUAAAAGGACGAAAGCCAAGCCGCCAGAAAUCCAUAUAGUAACGUCCCUCGGAGAGGCUGUUGGCAAUGAUGUUCUUUCAUUGCUUGGAUUCGAGCAUUAUCGUGCUAAUGACUACCGACUUGAGUAUCUGCCGGCGGCAAAUCCGGCUGAGAACACGUUUUACAUUGUGUCCCCUAAGGACAUUGUUGUUGCAAAACCGCGAGAUUUAGAUGACCACAUUGAAUGGCUUGUAGAACGCAAGAGGUACGAGGAAGCACUACAGGCCGCGGAAAAGGCCGGUCCGACCUACGAAGGCCGCUUACAGGUGCACUCGAUCGUGGACAUUGGACGAAAGUACAUGGAUACUUUGUUAGACCAAGGUCGUUUCGAUGAAGUUGCAAGUAUAUGUCCAAAAAUACUUCGUGCAAACGGCGAACUAUGGGAGGAGUGGAUUCGCAAGUUCGCGAAAUAUGAUCAUUUGAUGAUUAUAUACCCAAAAAUUCCCGUGAAAAAUCCUCAACUCACGACGGACAUUUAUGAAAUGGUGUUGGAGUAUUUGCUGAAUACAGACCAACAACUCUUCCUUAGCACGAUUCAAAGCUGGCCGUCUGAUAUUUACAGCACUGCGGACGUAGUAAAACAAGUUGAAGACUAUUUGGCAAAGGAUCCAACAAAGAAGCUACUCAAAGAAGCUGCAAUGCAACUCCACAUCCACGACAAGAGAUACGAUCGUGCUCUGUGCUAUGGUCUGGUUCUGAGACAGCCUAAUGUCCUGGACUUGGUAGCGCAGCACAAUCUGUACACCUUUGUUCAAGACCAUGCCUUGUAUAUCAUGGACUACGAUGAUUUUUACGUUAGAACCAGCCAAGAGAUUGCCGAUAAAAUUGCAGUGGCAGUACAAGAGCCUGCCACCAGUACGACAGACCUAGGUUAUAUUGGUGGUAAUGCGCUAUUAGGCAAGAUUCGUGCUGCCGUUCACCGCCCCGGGGUACAGCUGCUGGUAAAUCACCCGGAUCGAAUAUUGGUAUCACGCGUAGUGUCCCAGCUUUCCGAUCACCCAAAGUUUCUGCACAUAUUCCUAGACGCCUUGUUCAGAAAGGAUUCACAAGAGGGUGCGGAAUUCCAUCAUUUGCAGGUGGAGCUGUAUGCCGAAUAUGAUUAUCUGCGGCUCAUCGAUUUCUUGCGUACAAGUACAUUCUACUCCAUGCAGAAGGCAUACGAAAUCUGCGAGACUCGGGAUCUGGUGCCAGAAAUGGUCUUUUUAUUGGGCAAAAUGGGUGAUAAUCGGAGGGCACUGAUGUUGAUCAUCGAACGCCUCGGGGAUGUAAAAAGGGCCAUCGAGUUUGCCAAGGACCAAAACGAUGACGAGCUUUGGGAAGAUUUGUUAAAGUACUCUAUGGACAAACCUCCAUUCAUCGUGGGAUUGCUUGAGAAUCUUGGCUCGCACAUUGAUCCGAUACGUCUGGUGGAGCGUAUUCCCAAUGGAUUGCAGAUUCCUGGUUUAAGAAACGCAUUGAUAAAGAUCAUGUCAGAUUAUGGUAUUCAGAUGUCUCUUCGAGAGGGAUGUGAAAAGAUACUCAUUAACGAUACCAUCGAGUUAUUGGAGACACUCUACAGGGCUCAGCGACGCGGCCUGUUGCUUACAGUCGAUAUGUCAUGUUCCAUGUGUGGCCUGGAUGUGGAAACAAAAGGGAAUAUGAAUCUGGUUGUCUUCUUUUGUCGCCAUACGUAUCAUGAAGAUUGCCUGAGCACAGCGAAUGAUGGUAAAGGUGUGGUGAGUGCUAGCUCGGCGGGCCUAGUCGGUCCUGGAACAGGCUUGUCUUCGACGGUGGAGUCUUCCAUUCGCCGUGUAUAUGAACGUCCAAACCCAGCGUCAAGAGGACUCGUGGCGGUAAACCCAUCAACGACAUCAACGGACAAGGUCAUCAGACUCCAACCUCAUCGGAAAGGACUGAUAUGUCCGAUAUGUCGCAACGCAAAGAGCGACGGGAAACCAAGAACGAAAGCAACUCGAAUAUCAUGACCUUGUAAUAAAUAAAAUCAAGCUAUAGUUUAUAUUGGAAAUUCUCCGACCAAACUAUCCAGAAAGCC
Spizellomyces punctatus DAOM BR117 is the source of this 3535-nucleotide messenger RNA. RefSeq lists its product as uncharacterized. Gene Ontology annotation, molecular function: protein binding. The transcript is spliced from 21 exons. The annotation marks the transcript as partial. The record is from RefSeq and is a predicted model, not a curated record. Gene Ontology annotation, biological process: endosomal vesicle fusion; vesicle-mediated transport; macroautophagy. Lineage: Eukaryota; Fungi; Chytridiomycota; Chytridiomycetes; Spizellomycetales; Spizellomycetaceae. Gene Ontology annotation, cellular component: late endosome; HOPS complex.